Molecule: messenger RNA, 876 nt
Organism: Microthlaspi erraticum
Lineage: Eukaryota; Viridiplantae; Streptophyta; Magnoliopsida; Brassicales; Brassicaceae
Source: the annotation of a GenBank genome assembly
AUGGGUUUGGGUCUCUCUCUCUUCCAAAAUGGUUCAUCGUCUUCUUCGUCUCUUCCUGUGAUUCCUGGUUUAGGGGAUAUGCCCGAGAGCUGCGUCGCUUUGAUCCUCGAGAAUUUGGAUCCGGUCGAGAUCUGCAGAUUCUCCAAGCUGAACAGAGCUUUCCGCGGCGCUUCCUGGGCUGAUUCCGUCUGGGAAUCGAAGCUCCCUAAAGAUUACAGAUCGAUUCUCGAGAAAAUCCGUGGCGAUUCCCAGGAGAAAAAGCUCCGGAAACGUGACAUCUACACUUUCCUCUCCCGCGUCAAUUCCUUCGACGACGACACAAAGCAAGCUUGGGUCGAUAAACGAAGCAGUGAUCUCUGUUUAUGCAUAGCCGCCAAAGGAUUAAGGAUCACCGGAAUCGAUGAUCGGAGAUACUGGAGCCGUAUUCCGACUGAUGAAUCUCGAUUUUCUUCAGUAGCAUACCUUCAACAAAUCUGGUGGUUCGAAGUCGCCGGAGAAAUCGAAUUCCCGUUUCCAGCUGGAAGGUACAGCGUUUUCUUCAGGCUUCAGCUAGGCAAACCGGUUAAGCGGUUCGGUUGGAGGAGGACAUGGACAUGCAACACCGAUCAGAUUCACGGUUGGAACAUUAAACCGGUCCGGUUUCAGCUCUGGACUGAGGAUGGACAACACUCUUCGUCGCAAUGCAAGUUAACCGAGGCAGGAAGCUGGGGGCAUUACCACGGCGGAGAUUUCGUCGUCGGGAAAUCGAAGAGUUCGCCGACGAAGCUUAAGUUCUCGAUGACUCAGAUCGAUUGCACACAUACCAAAGGUGGGUUGUGUGUUGAUUCUGUGGUUGUGUAUCCGAGCUCGUGUAAGGACCAGUUGAACCGGGUUUAG